This is a messenger RNA of Leucoraja erinaceus (little skate), 2519 nucleotides long. Its product is annotated as mucin-2-like. The transcript has 3 exons. Bases 204 to 2519 code for a protein of 771 amino acids. Lineage: Eukaryota; Metazoa; Chordata; Chondrichthyes; Rajiformes; Rajidae. The record is from RefSeq and is a predicted model, not a curated record.
GUGGGCGGGGCUGGCGGUCGGGGCAGGUCCCAGGUAACAGGUGGAGCAGCUCCAGAACCUGCUGGUCCUGCGAGCGGCGAGGACCUGUCUCACCCAAACUCCCCGCGGCUUGUAGCGACUUUUACUGCGAUGGAUCUUGUUCACCGCGUCCUGGCCGCCCUGGUUGUGGCUCUCACUGCCUCGGCACAGUGCUGGUCCAGAGCAUGACGACAAACAGCUCCACAACGAGCCCUCCACUGACGAAUUUGAACACGACUGCAACCACCGUGUCACCCGCCACAGACACCGCGGCCAUGGUUUCCACCAACGCUGCCUCCGAGAAUGCGACUGCGACUGUUCCUCCGACAAUGGCAGCGGCGGGGAAUGCGACUGUCACCGCAGGGAAUGCGACCACCCCCUCUCCAAUGCCAACCCCGAUACAGAAUGCGACCGCUUCGUCAGACAAUGCGACCACAAUGUCUGUGACUGUGUCGAAUGCGGCUGCUCCAUCAGGCAAUGCGACAACCUUCACUGCAGCACCAUCCCCAGCAGAAAAUGCAACUGCUGCCUCAGACAAUGCGACCACGAUGUCUGUGGCACCGACCACAGCGCAGAAUGCGACCGUUCCAUCAGACAAUGCGACGACCUCCACUGCAGCACCGUCCACUGCAGAGAAUGCGACCGCUUCUUCGGAGAAUGCGACCACGGUGCCUCCAACACCAUCCACAGCGGGGAAUGCGACUAGAUCCUCAGACAAUGCGACCACCUCCACUGCAGCACCACCCCCAGCAGGGAAUGCGACCGGUUCUUCGGAGAAUGCGACGACCACCUCUGUAACGCCGACCCCAGCAGGGAAUGCGACCUCUUCCUCGGAGAAUGCGACCACAGUGUCUGCAACACCAUCCACAGCAUGGAAUGCGACCUCUUCCUCGGAGAAUGCGACAACUCCCUCUGUCUCGCCAUCCCCCGCAGGUAAUGCGACAACUGCUUUUGCAACACCGUCCACAGCAGAGAAUGCGACUGUUGCAUCAGACAAUGCGACCACCCCCACUGCAACACCAUCCCCAGCAGAGAAUGCGACCGCUUCCUCAGAUAAUGCGACAACUCCCUUUACAACACCACCCACAGCAGAGAAUGCAACUGCAACCUCAGAGAAUGCGACCACAAUGUCUCCAAUACCAUCCCCAGCAGAAAAUGCAACUGUUCCAUCAGACAAUGCGACAACUCCCAUUACAACGCCAUCCACAGCAGAGAAUGCGACCACCCUCACUGCAACACCGACCCCAGCAGAGAAUGCAACCUCUUCCUCAGAUAAUGCGACCACAAUGUCUGUGACACCGACCCCAGCAGAGAAUGCGACUGCAUCAUCAGACAAUGCGACCACAAUGUCUGUGACCCCGACCACAGCGGGGAAUGCGACUGUUGCAUCAGACAAUGCGACCACCCCCACUGCAACACCGACCCCAGCAGAAAAUGCAACCUCUUCCUCAGAUAAUGCGACCACAAUGUCUGUGACACCGUCCCCAGCAGAGAAUGCGACUGCUUCCUCAGGGAAUGCGACGACCCCCACUGCAACACCGACCACAGCAGAGAAUGCGACCGCAUCCUCGGACAAUGCGACCACAAUGUCUGUGACCCCGACCACAGCGGGGAAUGCGACUGUUCCAUCAGAGAAUGCGACGACCCCCACUGCCGCACCGUCCCCAGCAGAGAAUGCGACCGAUUCCUCGGAUAAUGCGACAACUCCCUCUGUCUCACCAUCCCCCGCAGGGAAUGCGACAACUCCUUUUGCAACGCCGUCCACAGCAGGGAAUGCGACUGUUCCAUCAGACAAUGCAACGAGCCCCCUUGCAACACCAACCCCAGCAGAGAAUGUGACGACCGCUACUGCAGCUUCGACGCCAGCCGCCAAUGCAACUGGCAAUGCAACAACUGCACCGUCCCCCGCAGCGAAUGCCACUGCAGCGAGCGCAACGACCACCUCUGCAGGGAAUGCGACUGCCCCCCCGGGGACGGGCACCGAUGCAACGGGCGGUUCUUCCUCCGCCCCGGCCAACAUUUCAGCGUCUACGGUGUCGACCCACGCUACCGGAACCGCCGGCGACACGAACGCCACCACCCCGCGCCCGGCUGCCUCGACCACGGCCGGGUCGAACGUCACGGGCACGGGUGCAGCCGCCACCACCACCACCGCCGCCGCAUCUGCCGGCACGACCACCUCGCACCCAUCUACGCAAACCACCGGCAACUCGACAACCGCCACCAUGGCCACCGCCUCCACCGGUACCGCCCCGCCGCGCACCACCACCACCAUGGCCACUGCCGCCACCAGCACCGUCCCGCCGGGUACCACCACCACCACCCCGCCCCCUCCCGUGGUCCCAAUUACCACCUUCAACGUGAACUUCCGGAUCUUGAACAGGGAUUUCACCCAAGACCUGAUAUAUAUAUAUUUCUGUGUUUCUGGGAACUCGGAAAGAGACGCCAAACUGGGAAUUAGAUCCCAACACAUCUGUGGACUGUGGUACAGCAGGCAGUGA